AUGUUGAGUUUAAGGAGGGAUGGAGGGGGAAGUAGGCUUACAGGAGGAGAAAAGCAAGACAAGAUGGGGGUAAGGGAAAAAAGAAAGACUGACUUCUUAUAUUCUUUGAUGAGAGAAGGGGGUAGAGGUGUGUGUGUGUGUGUGUGUGGAGAGAGAGAGGGAGGGAGGGAGAGAGAGAGAGAGAGAGAGAGAGAGAGAGAGAGAGAGUGAGUGAGUGAGUGAGAGAGGUUUCUCCUCAGUAGUUCGCUCUCUCAGUCUGACAACAGCAGCCGUUUUGCCCCUGCUCCGCUGUGCUGAAACUCCACCAGGUUGUGACAGCCAUGUUGGUGGUGUGUUUAAGGCUGCUUUUGCUCCUCCCCCUGGCUUGCUGUGUCCCCUCCCCCUCCAGACCUCCUUCCAGACUCUGUAGACGGUGCUGCGACCACCUGGAGCCUCCAGCUACCACGGGACAAUAUCAGCUGCCUGAGGUCCGCACUGUCAUCAACAUGACCAUCCUCAAAGGUGAUAAAGGAGACAGAGGCGACAAGGGUACACCUGGUAAACCCGGCUUAGAGGGACCCCCCGGCGUCCGAGGACCCAUGGGCUCUAAAGGCACCAAAGGCCAGGCGGGCGCCCCUGGAGACGCCUGCAAGAUCCCUCACUCCUCCUUCUCGGUGGGACGCCGCAAGUCCCUGCACAGCGUGGACUACUACCAGGCGCUGGUGUUCGACACGGUGUUCGUCAACCUCCACGGCCACUUCAACAUGUUCAAAGGCAAGUUCUACUGCUACGUGCCGGGGAUCUACUUCUUCAACAUUAACAUCCACACCUGGAACUUUAAGGAGACCUACCUCCACCUGAUGCACAACGACAAGGAGCAGGUGAUCCUGUACGCUCAGCCCAGCGAGAGGUCCAUCAUGCAGAGCCAGAGUGUCAUGAUGGACCUGGCUCUGAAUGACGAGGUCUGGGUGCGACUCUACAAGAGGGAGAGGGAGAACGCCAUUUACAGUGACGACGUGGAUGUUUACAUCACCUUCAAUGGAUACCUCUUGGCACCUAGCAUCCAGUAAAAAAAUAAAUAAAAUAAAAUAAAAUAAAGGGAAGGGAGUAGGGCUGGGUAACGAAUUCAAUACUUUUUAGGCACUGACCGAAUUGCCUCUUAAGUAUCGAGUUUCAAAAAAUGCCUUGUCAUUCAAUACCCAAUUUCAAUAUCUCAUCAGCAUCAGUGAGCCAAUCAGCAUGCCGCAUGGUUCUACCAAGAUCUAAAAAUGUUAGCGAUUUCUAACGGCUGUCUAACGUUACACGUCGUAUAGAGACACGCCAUAAAAACUAUAUGUUACACAGAGACGGGCUCACGUAGUAGGAGCUGAAAAAUAAAAAGAUCUGUGCCGUAAUGUGUAAUGUUGUAAUUUAUUUUUGCUUUAUGAAAUUGGUAUCGAAAAAAGUAUCGUUUACAAACCGGUAUCAAAGUCAUGGUAUUGGGUAUCGGUACCGGUAUUGAAUAUGUUUGAACGAUACCCAGCCCUAGAAGGGAGGGAAUAACGUGAGGAGUGGCAGAAUCUUUGGUUUUAAUUUUUUUGGUCUUUUUGUGCUGGAUACUGCUUCAUGUCAAGAAAGUAAACAGAGGAGACUGAACUCAACUAAACAGAGGACAUUACAAGUUUGGUGCUUAUUAAAGAAAAACAACCUGAUCAGCUUGGAAUAUACUGUGCUUUCUUAAAUAGGGACUGCCCAAAAAAUAUUAGUAUAAAAAGGAACAAUAAAAAAGAGACAGGUAGCACAGCACACAAUUAGGAAGAAUUGUUUACUUCCUUUGCACUAGAAAUACACUUUUGUACAAAGUCAAUUAUUUUUCCUACUUCUGCACUGUGCUACUUUUCCUCUCCAUUUCAGGGACGUUGUGUAUAAACACAAGUUAUGUAUAUCACGUAUCAGGAAUCCUGCAUCUGUGCAAUCAGUUAUGUAUUAGUGCUAUGCACACAGAAGUUAAAAUGUGUUCGGACGGACUGCUGUCCAUACCUUUAACAAAUGUCUCUUUUGUGCCUUUCAGAAGAACACUUAGCUUUAAAGGUUAGUUCACCCAAAUUGCAAAAAAA
Messenger RNA from Sander lucioperca (pikeperch), 2075 nucleotides. It is a transcript of the gene c1qtnf6b, whose product is annotated as C1q and TNF related 6b. The coding region runs from base 321 to 1049 and encodes 242 amino acids. The record is from RefSeq and is a predicted model, not a curated record. Gene Ontology annotation, molecular function: protein binding. NCBI's taxonomy places the organism in Eukaryota, Metazoa, Chordata, Actinopteri, Perciformes, Percidae. The transcript has 3 exons.